This is a messenger RNA of Medicago truncatula (barrel medic), 1134 nucleotides long. RefSeq lists its product as uncharacterized. The record is from RefSeq and is a predicted model, not a curated record. Bases 1 to 1134 code for a protein of 377 amino acids. The transcript has a single exon. Lineage: Eukaryota; Viridiplantae; Streptophyta; Magnoliopsida; Fabales; Fabaceae.
AUGAGUAAGGGGGUUGGUGGUUUGGGGGUAAGGAGAUUGCAGGAGUUUAAUAUUGCUCUUCUUGGUAAAUGGUGUUGGAGGUGUUUAGUGGAUAGGGAGGGCUUGUGGUUUAAGGUGUUGUCUUCUCGUUAUGGGGAGCAGAGAGGUCGGUUGAGGGAAGGUGGUGUAACGGGGUCAGCAUGGUGGAGGGAGAUAGUUAAAAUUCAAAAUGGAAUUGGUGUGGAGGGUGGUAGUUGGUUUGAAGAAAGUAUAUCCAAACGUUUAGGUAAUGGUUUUAAUACUUUCUUUUGGUCGGAUUGUUGGGUGGGGACGGUGUCGUUCAUGGAGAGAUUUAGGAGGUUGUAUGACUUAUCGAUUCAUAAGGAUUUGUCGGUGGGGGAGAUGCACGCUCUAGGGUGGGGUGAAGAUGGGGAGGCUUGGAGGUGGAGGCGUCGUUUGUUAGCUUGGGAGGAGGAGUUAGUGGUGGAGAUUAGGAAUUUGCUUACUAACGUUACUUUGCAGGAUACUCAACCAGAUGUCUGGCUUUGGCAACCUAAUAUUGGUGAUGGUUACACCGUUCGUGGUGUGUAUCAAAUGCUCAUGCGGCAGGAGGUGCACAACCACGACGUCGUUUCGGAUGCUCCUUGGCAUAAGAGUGUUCCUUUGAAAGUUUCUAUUUGCGCUUGGCGUCUUCUCCGCAAUAGAUGGCCAACAAAGGAUAAUUUGGUGCGGCGAGGUGUUAUUACUAAUGAUACCCAAUUAUGCGUUAGAGGAUGUGGAAAAAAUGAAACAAUUGAUCAUUUAAUUAUUCAUUGUCUUAUUUUUGGCGACUUAUGGCAACGAAUUAAAACUUGGAUUGGUGUGUUUUCUGUGGACCCCCAACAGGUUUUGGACCAUUAUUAUCAGUUUGUUUAUUCUUCAGGUUGUUAUAAUCCAAGAAGGUCUUUUCUUCAAUUGAUUUGGCUUUGUGGUAUUUGGGUUCUUUCGAAUGAAAGAAACCAAAGACUGUUUACUAACACAGCAAGAACAACAGUGCAAUUACUUGAGAAUGUUAAGAUUACAUCUCUCAAGUGGUUGAAAGCAAAAAAUGUGUGCUUUCCAUUUGGUUAUCAUAUGUGGUGGCAACGUCCCUUUGCUUGUUUGGGGAUUGGCUGA